This is a messenger RNA of Pieris macdunnoughi, 1278 nucleotides long. Lineage: Eukaryota; Metazoa; Arthropoda; Insecta; Lepidoptera; Pieridae. The record is from the annotation of a GenBank genome assembly.
AUGGCUCUAUACAGAGCCAUAUUUGUGUUAACGUUAGUGGCGUAUGUGCCGCGUGCAAUUAUAGCCGACUGUUCUGACGAACGCGAGGACCAGGUACCACAUCAAGAAGCUAAGUUGCAUACUGAUCUGUUACAUUCUUACAAUACUGAAUAUCGCCCUGUGAAAGACCACAAAACACCCGUAACCGUCAAGAUCCGCUUCGCAUUGAAGUAUAUCAGCUUCGAUAGCCUUGAAGAAACCUUCAAUGUUCACAGUUGGGUUGCGAUGACAUGGAAGGACGAGUAUUUAAACUGGGAUCCAUCCUGCUAUGGUAACAUAAAGGAGCUUCAAGUCGAAAGUCAGUCAAUAUGGACUCCGCGUAUGGCGCUAUUUAAUGCUGACGCAUCGGUUUAUCAAUCAGAUGCGAUUUAUACAACAUGUUUGGUGGAAAGCGAUGGCUCGGUGACAUGUGUUCCGCAUUUAACACACUCAGGUAUAUGUCGUACUUCGCUGCGUAGCUGGCCUUACGAUGUUCAGAAUUGCACUUUCUAUUUCGGCUCUUGGAUGCAUACUGGUGAGCAGGUGAACUUCACAUUUUACAAAACUAGACCAAUUGUGAUGGACGACUAUCAAGAUGGUCCAGGAUGGAAACUUCUUAAUGUUACAAAUGAACGCCUCCCGGGAGGUUAUUCUUGCUGUCCAAACAGUUCAUAUCCGAUGUUGAAAUAUACUUUCAUGUUAAAAAGAGAAGCGGGUGGACCAGCAGCGAUUAUUGUCAUUCCCUGUAUAGUGAUAGUUCUUCUUACAUUAAUAUCUUUAAUUCUAGACGUAAAGGAUUGUACCAGAUUAUUCUUAUUAUGCUUCAGUCUUUUCAGUCAUUUUACUUUCCUAACGGAAAUUGGUUACGACAUUCCUAAACAUAGUUCGGAUACUCCUAUAAUAUUGUUAUUUGUCCGAGAUUCUAUAUUAAUAACGUUAUCGGCAAUAUUGUUGACGUUGUUUCUGAUGUCUCUGAGAAAACGUAUUGUACCGGCUCCAAGAUGGCUGGUUUCCAUAAAUCGAAUAAUUAGUAGCGGUCCUGGAAAAUAUGUAGUUUUUACAGAAUUUGAUCCGAGCGAAUCCACUGAUGUCAAAGUUUUAACGGAUGAUAAUGUAGGCGGUAGCUCUGGGACGGAUGAGAAAUUACGGAUUACUGCUGACUGGAUACAUUUCGCCAAUAUUCUUAACAGUUUUGUAUUUAUCAUAGUGUCCAUUGUCUACUUUAUAUUGAUUUGUGUUUACAUUCCCUACGACGAUUAA